Molecule: messenger RNA, 979 nt
Organism: Ziziphus jujuba (common jujube)
Lineage: Eukaryota; Viridiplantae; Streptophyta; Magnoliopsida; Rosales; Rhamnaceae
Exons: 1
Coding region: 240-674 (144 amino acids)
Source: RefSeq, a predicted model, not a curated record
GAAGCGAAGCUCCCCUCACCCCCACAAUGCGCACCGUAUCAUUCUCCGCGAGUGAAUAGUUAAAUACUCGGUUUCCCAAGCAUUUUUGUGCUCAAGCUCUCUCAUCUUCUUAAUUUGCUAUCUUGGACCUUCGUUUUCCCACCGUAGUUUCUCUCUUUCUCACUUCCCGAAACCGAGUUCUUCUUUUCAGAAGAAAAGCGACUUUUUCUUGCCGUAUCGUACUCUAUACACGACUCAAUAUGACGGUGAAGCCUCUCAACGAGUCUGACGAACGAGUUUCUAAUCCCUUCCAGAAACCGGAGUUCUCUUCGCCGUCGGAUCUUGCCGGAAAGAAAGCUUCCGAGGGAGGCGUGGAUCGCAGCUUGUCGGUUUUAAAGUCGAAGCUGUGUACGGAAUCGGAGACGGACCAGGAGAGUGGAGGAUCGUCGGAGGAGAUGGAAUCGCCCAAAUCGGUGGGGCAAUGGAGGAGGAAGAAGUUGGCCUACGUGCACAGCCAGAUACUGAAGAUCAGAGAGGAGGACUCGCACCUUGGCGAGGACAUCUACGGGAGUCUCAGUGCCAAUGAUCAGGUCGCUAACGGCGUGAUUUCGCCCCUAGAUGUGGUGAUCUUCGCCAGACCGAUCUUGCCGUGCUCGCCUCUUGGUGGCAAGACAGCUGUCAAGGCUUUGCAUUGAGAGAUAAAUCACUAUCGAAGUUAGUUUUUUUCCUCUUCUUUCUCAAGCUUAUCAUUUCUAAAAUUUUGUCUCUGUUUUUACGACGCGGUGGUGCGAGAAUUUGAUACUAUUAUCAUAAAAUUCUUUAACCCGGAGAUUUUUCAUCUUGAAAUUGAUCUACAAAUUCUUGACGUCUUUUCCUUUUUCGGAUGAUUUUCUUGGCAUAGUGUUUCGAUGGUAAGAAAGCUAAUAAACAAUAAGGAAAUAAUCUUUCGAAUAUUUUUCUUUCUUAUUUGAUGACUAAUAAUUUAGGGAAAAAUUGAAAA